GCCAACCUAGGUUCCAUUUCCCCCUUGCAUUCCUUUGUGCGAGAAAGUGCCUGCAGUUAAGGCCAUUGAAUCGAGCAGCGAAAGCGACCAACUGACCACUGCCACCUGCCAACUGCUGCUCCUUCCUGCUUCCAUUCUAUAAAUUCUACGCAGUACAAGCGACCAUCGCACACACAACUCCAAUCGCCAAUUCACUUUCACAAACCACAUCCACAACCACGACCAUCGAUCGCCCAUUCAGUUUUCCCAAACAAAGCCAAGAACAGCGACCAUCGAUCGCCCAUUCCAGGAUCGACAGCUCUGACCUCAAUCGAUCUGCACAACCCCUCACUGCGAUCUGCAUAACUCCCCACUUCCAGACAACAUGAAGGUCUUUGCCGUUCUCGCCACCGGCGCUCUGCUGUUCCUCUCGCAGACGCUCGCUGCGCCUGUGGCCGAUAGCGAGACCGAUAACACCACCAACGGCGGCCAGAAGCCGGGAACCCUCUCGACGGCGGCCAACUGGGGCUCGCCCCAGUGCAAGUCGGCCGCCCUCUACGACCUGUGCACUGCCGCCAAUGCCGGUGCCUACUGCGACGCCACCGGCUUCCACAACAACUUCAUGGAUAGCUGCCACGGCGUCUGCUGGUGCGCGUAAGCAUAGCCCAAGGGAUAUGCUGGAGUAGGAGGAUGUCGGGCUAGGGAAAUCCACGGAGGCCGGGGAACGGAAGCGAUGGAGCGCAAUCCGGGACCUAUCAUCAUCUAAGGAGGGCAAGGGAGGGGAUCGGAAGCAAGAUAACCUUGCCCGAGGAUUUAGGUACAUACAUGGCCCAGUGGCGAAUCUAGCUUUGUGGACAUGGACCUCACUAUUGCUGUCGCGUUGUGCUUUGUUGUUGUUGUUGUUGUUCGCGCUUAACGUCCGGUGUGGGGCCACGCAGUGAGAUGACUGCGGCAUAUGUGAAUGGAUAUGCUGUUACGAGCUGAAUACAGACAAAAAGAGGAGCUCCCCCUCGUACAAUCCAUACAUCGACUCUAAUUGUAGGGCACCUUUGGCGGCGUGCCAGCCACCACCCAUGUUAG
Molecule: messenger RNA, 1059 nt
Organism: Thermothielavioides terrestris NRRL 8126
Lineage: Eukaryota; Fungi; Ascomycota; Sordariomycetes; Sordariales; Chaetomiaceae
Exons: 2
Coding region: 365-637 (90 amino acids)
Source: RefSeq, a predicted model, not a curated record